Messenger RNA from Aspergillus affinis, 1299 nucleotides. Its product is annotated as male sterility protein-domain-containing protein. The transcript has 2 exons. The record is from RefSeq and is a predicted model, not a curated record. Gene Ontology annotation, cellular component: peroxisome. Gene Ontology annotation, biological process: long-chain fatty-acyl-CoA metabolic process. Lineage: Eukaryota; Fungi; Ascomycota; Eurotiomycetes; Eurotiales; Aspergillaceae. Bases 1 to 1299 code for a protein of 432 amino acids. Gene Ontology annotation, molecular function: alcohol-forming very long-chain fatty acyl-CoA reductase (NADP+) activity.
AUGUGGGACUACUUUAAGGGCCAGGUGGUGUUUCUCACCGGCACUUCGGGGUUUCUGGGAACAACUCUCGCCUACCGUCUUCUCUCCAGUGCUCCAAUUGCCCACCUCUAUGUGCUUUGCAGAGGCGGGUUGCCACGCCUUUCAACGCUAUGGGCACAACAUCUUCCACCCAGAUAUGUCCAAAUGUUAUGCGAAGGCCCCGUAAGCGUCCUCGAUGGCGAUAUCACGAAGCCCGGCAUGGGCCUAGAUAACGACAUGCUACAGAAGCUUCAGGGGGAACUCACCAUCAUCAUCCACGCUGCUUCAUCAAUCAACCUGGUCCAUCCCCUGAUCAAGCUCUCUGACCCCGUCAUCCGCUCCAGUGAAAGCAUGGCCCGAAUGGGCCUCGCGUGCAGCCAGCUCAAGCGUUUCGUGUACGUUUCGACCGCCUACUCCAACACCUUCCUCUACCAAGAGACCAGUGAGGCGGACGUGCGCGUCGACGAGACCAUCUACCCCCUUGGGCGCGGCUGGUCGACCGAUGUCCGAGACGAGUGGACGCAGGUACAGACAAAGGGCUACUCGAUGGAGUUCAUGUCGCACGACUUCCCCUGGGCCUACGCCUACGCCAAACACCUCACGGAGCGGCUCCUCACGCGCAUGUUCGCCGACGCCAGCCGCCCCGCCCAGCUGCUCAUCCUGCGGCCCUCCAUCGUCGCCCCCGCCCAGCACUUCCCCCAUCCGGGCUUCAGCCUGCCCAAAUCCACGCCGACGACCCUGCUGGCCGCCGGCUUGCUCCUGACACCCUCGCGGCACGUCCGCAUGGCCACCCGGCUGCCGCACCCGGACAUACAGGCCACCAUCGACGAAGUGCCCGUCGACGUCGUCGUCGACCGGCUGCUCGUCCAUCUCGCACGCGGAUCCACCGGCCCUGUACACGCCGUGAGUGGCGCCGCCAAACGGUAUGCCUUCCGAACGUACUGGCAGGAGGCGAUGAAGAUGCGCCGCGUGCCGUGGACGCCGCAGCCAGUGUGGAUGUCGGUGGACUGGCACUCGGGCGCCCUGCACGACAUCGCCCGCAUCUAUGUCAUCGUCGGAACGUCGUACAACUUUUGUCAGCGCAAGACGGACAUACUGUACCGAGAACUGGGGGAGGAGGAACGACUAGGCCUGCAGCUGUAUACAACGGGGUUUGGCAGCCGGCAUGAUCUGGCGGCCAGGUUUCCUCAUGUCCUGUCUCUUGCAGAGCGAAUUUCCAGGCGGUAUUUUCUUGCUUGGGUGAUGUUUUGGCUGUUUUAUGGGUGGUUGUUGUGGGUGUGA